AUGGCUCUGCACAUUAACAGAGCUCAAAUGCGAGAGAAAAAGGAAAUUUUGCGGUCGAAAGCUCCAUUUAAAAAGCACUUCGUGACUAAGCAAGGUGGUCCGAGCUCUUCAUCGUCGAGAAAAAAAUUCCUCCACUUAUCGCCGACGCAUGUACUAACACAGGACAAUUUAUCAAUACCGCCAAGUAAGUUUCCAAUUCGUGUCCUAAGUGGUCUUCAUUGCUCAUGUGCUAACGUUGCUAUCUGCAGAAUGCAUCUUAUGUACACUCUCGACGCCGAAGGCAAGCGUGUCUACACCUUGAAGAAGGUCAUGAACGGCGAGGUCACCAAGUCUGCCCACCCCGCUCGCUUCUCCCCCGAUGACAAGUACUCUCGUCACCGUGUCACCCUGAAGAAGCGUUACAACCUUCUGCUCACCCAGCAGACCGGUACGUCGAAUAUCUCCACCCAGAACUCUACACUCCAAAAAGUACCAGCAACUGACAUUUAUCGUUCAGAGACCCCUGUUAAGGCUUAA
This is a messenger RNA of Penicillium vulpinum, 516 nucleotides long. Its product is annotated as H/ACA ribonucleoprotein complex subunit NOP10. The transcript is spliced from 5 exons. NCBI's taxonomy places the organism in Eukaryota, Fungi, Ascomycota, Eurotiomycetes, Eurotiales, Aspergillaceae. Bases 1 to 516 code for a protein of 171 amino acids. Gene Ontology annotation, molecular function: telomerase RNA binding; box H/ACA snoRNA binding. The record is from RefSeq and is a predicted model, not a curated record. Gene Ontology annotation, biological process: rRNA pseudouridine synthesis; ribosome biogenesis; positive regulation of telomerase RNA localization to Cajal body. Gene Ontology annotation, cellular component: box H/ACA telomerase RNP complex; box H/ACA snoRNP complex.